AUGUCAGAAUACCCUCCCACGAAUAUAAGCCUUACAUGUACCAGCGAGGAUGCAGACGACCGACUGGCGACGUUUAUGAACCACGACUCGGCCUUUUUCAUCUUUCGCCGCUUUAACGCCCUGAAUUUGCGCCAUUUGCUCCAUUCGCAGGCGCAUUUGUUGUCUUUGGAGGACAAACUCGAAGAGCUCAAGGCACAAGGGCAUGAUGCAGACACUUCAAGUCACCGCGAAAGGUUGAUGCGAGAGGUUGGCUACUACCUCAAUACCUACAAUAGGGCACUGGUCGAGCAAUCACGCCUCAGAACCCUCGGGGAACCGGAGUCGGUCAAUGUUACAGGUCUCACUUCACAGGCUAAAGACCACAAUGCUCUCGAUGUUACCGAAUAUCUGGAAGUCGAAAAUGAUCUGAUUACCCUAGGGAUUGGCAAGGAAGCCAAGGGCUGGGCCUAUCGCAAAGUUGAGAAAAUAUUGUGGAAACGAUUUGCAAAACCCAGUUCCUCAGGAGUAGACCCAGAAGCGGGCUCACUCUAUGUAUAUGAUGAUGGGAACAUACAGCGCUCGGUCCGCGCCAUCCUUACUUCCAUCUCGACAAUAACCCUUCUCGUUCCCGUCAUAAUCAUGUUUUUCAUCGGGAACGGGUUUCCGUCGUUGGUAGUUGUUGUCAUAUGCACAGCCCUAUUCUCAAUGUUCCUAGCAUUCACCACCAAAGCCCAAAAUCACGAGGUGAUGAUGGCUGCUGCUGCGUAA
Aaosphaeria arxii CBS 175.79 is the source of this 747-nucleotide messenger RNA. RefSeq lists its product as uncharacterized. Lineage: Eukaryota; Fungi; Ascomycota; Dothideomycetes; Pleosporales. The record is from RefSeq and is a predicted model, not a curated record. Bases 1 to 747 code for a protein of 248 amino acids. The transcript has 3 exons.